CUGCAGGGCUUCCGCAGCCUUGCAGUUUCCGGAUCUUUGCAAAGUCUUCUGCUCACCCCGGCUUUCCAUCUGCAGCCCCCAGGCCUGCGGUUGCAGUCCCCCGAGCUCCCAGGCCCAGGACGGCAUGGCGAAGCCUAGGCAUCUCAGGGGUUUGGGGAUUUGCGUGGCCGUAGUGCUGGCGUCCUUCCUCGCCGGCUUUACUCUGGGCUGGUUUAUUAAGCCUCUCAAAGAAACAACGACAUCAGCUCAUUACCAUCAAAAUAUGCAGUGGAAACUCCUAUCUGAAAUGAAAGCUGAAAACAUUAGAUCAUUUCUUCGUUCCUUUACAACAUUUCCCCAUCUGGCAGGAACACAACAAAAUUUACUGCUUGCCAAGAAAAUCCAAACACAGUGGAAGAAGUUUGGAUUGGAUUCAGCCAGCUUGGUUCAUUAUGAUGUUCUUUUAUCUUACCCAAAUGAAACGAAUGCAAACUAUGUAUCAAUUGUGGAUGAACAUGGAGUUGAGAUUUUUAAAACAUCAUACUUUGAACCACCACCAGAUGGAUAUGAGAAUGUAACAAACAUCGUACCACCAUAUAAUGCGUUUUCAGCUCAUGGAAUGCCAGAGGGAGAACUUGUAUAUGUCAACUAUGCUCGCACUGAAGACUUCUUCAAACUAGAAAGAGAGAUGAACAUCACCUGCACUGGAAAGAUUGUUAUUGCAAGAUACGGGAAGAUCUUUCGAGGAAAUAAAGUUAAAAAUGCCAUGCUAGUCGGAGCCAUAGGAAUCAUCCUGUACUCUGAUCCAGCUGACUACUUUGCCCCUGAGGUACAGCCGUAUCCCAAAGGAUGGAACCUUCCUGGAGAUGCAGCACAGAGAGGAAAUGUCUUAAAUCUGAAUGGGGCAGGUGACCCACUCACUCCAGGCUAUCCAGCUAAAGAGUACACCUUCAGACUUCAUGUUGAAGAAGGAGUAGGGAUUCCAAACAUACCUGUACAUCCAAUUGGAUACAAUGAUGCAGAGAUACUGUUACGAAACUUGGGAGGAGCUGCUCCACCAGACAAAAGCUGGAAAGGAACUCUAAAUGUUAGUUACAAUAUCGGGCCUGGCUUUACAGGAAGUGAAUAUCCCAGGAAAGUUAGAAUGCAUGUUAAUAACAUUAACAAAAUCACAAGAAUUUACAAUGUAAUUGGAACUAUCAGAGGGUCCAUGGAACCUGAUAGGUAUGUCAUCCUGGGAGGUCAUCGUGAUUCCUGGGUAUUUGGAGGGAUUGACCCUACCACUGGCACAGCAGUUUUGCAAGAGAUUGCCCAGAGUUUUGGAAAGCUGAUGAACCGAGGCUGGAGACCUAGGAGAACGAUCAUCUUUGCCAGCUGGGAUGCAGAAGAGUUUGGGCUGCUGGGUUCAACUGAAUGGGCUGAAGAGAAUGCAAAGAUCCUCCAGGAGAGAAGCGUUGCUUACAUCAACUCAGAUUCAUCUAUAGAAGGCAAUUACACUCUACGAGUUGACUGUACUCCUCUCCUUCACCAGUUGGUGUAUAAAGUGGCAAGAGAGAUCUCCAGCCCUGAUGAUGGUUUUGAAAGUAAAUCACUUUAUGAAAGCUGGCUGGAAAAAGACCCUUCACCUGAAAAUAAAGAUUAUCCUAGAAUCAAUAAGCUGGGAUCUGGAAGUGAUUUUGAGGCUUAUUUUCAGAGACUUGGAAUUGCCUCAGGCAGAGCUCGCUACACUAAGAACAGGAAAACAGAUAAAUACAGUAGCUAUCCUGUAUAUCAUACCAUCUAUGAGACGUUUGAAUUAGUAGAGAACUUUUAUGACCCCACGUUUAAAAAACAGCUUUCUGUGGCUCAGUUGCGAGGAGCAUUGGUAUAUGAGCUUGCAGACUCUGUUAUCAUUCCUUUCAACAUUCAAGACUAUGCAAAAGCCUUGAAAACCUAUGCAGCAAAUAUCUUCAAUUUAUCCAAGAAACAUGAACAGCAACUGAGAAACCAUGGAGUGUCGUUUGAUUCCUUAUUUUCUGCGGUGACAAACUUUUCAAAGGCUGCUUCAGACUUUCAUAGAAGACUCACACAAGUUGAUCUUACUGAUUCUAUUGCAGUGCGAAUUAUGAACGACCAACUGAUGCUUCUGGAAAGAGCAUUCAUAGAUCCUCUUGGUUUACCUGGGAGGCAGUUCUACAGGCACAUCAUCUUUGCUCCAAGUAGCCACAACAAAUAUGCUGGAGAAUCAUUCCCUGGGAUUUAUGAUGCCAUGUUUGAUAUCGAAAAUAGAGCAGACCCUCACUUGGCCUGGGCAGAAGUGAAGAAACAUAUUUCUAUUGCCACUUUCACGAUUCAAGCAGCAGCAGGGACACUGACAGAUGGGUUGUAGUGACAGAUGUAGCUCUGGUCCAGGAGCUUCAUCACUAAGAGCACUGCAGAGGGUUUGAGAGAGAAACUGUUAGGGGAGUCUGCUCAAAUGGACUCACCACCAAAGGCACUGAUGAAGACAAUGUUUUUUUCUCUGAUGAUUCACGAAGCCAUUCUAAACCCAUGAUUCUCAGGUCGUGUUGUGUACUGCCACCUUACUUACCUGUCGUGAUUUUUUCUUUGUAACUCUUGCAUGAAUAUUCAGUGAAAGUGAAACUGGAAGCAAUCCAAAUGUUCAUGAAGAGAUAAUUGAAUUCAUUGUGGUACAAUCACAGUGGGGUACUACUGAAAAUGAAAGAACUGCUGAACAUCCAAUAUUACUGGUAGAUCCUGCUGAUUAAAAAGUUGGACAUCAGUGAGUCCAUAAGACCAAACUAAUCCAGAGUACUAUUUAUCUUUUUAAUGAAAAGACUUCUGGGAUAAAUGGAAUUUUCCAUACCUCUGGAUUAGUGUUAGUUACCAAAUCUCAUCAAGCUGUCAUUUAAAUGUCUACAUUUUAUUGAAAAUUAUUUUGAAAUAAAUUUGAUUAGGAGGGGUAAAUCCCACCAAAAAGAGAAGUCAGGUAAAGAAACAGAAAUAGUACAUCAUCCCUUGUAAAUGACCCAGGAAUAUAUAAAGUACAAACGGUACUUUGAUAACUUCAGUUCUACUGAAUAAACAUGCAAGUCUAACAAAUGAGGAAACAAGCACCCCAACUCUCCACCCUAAUUUAUUUAAGAAAAAUUCAACAGCAUUACAGGGUUUUAGGCGGAACCUUGGGGUUACAGGUAAAUAUCAUUGAAGUUUCAUCUUAUAAGAAAGAAUGCAUACUUGGCUCAAUGGUAGGACACUUGCUUUGUUUCUUCAAGAACCAAGUUUUUUCCUCAGUAUUACACACACAUGCAUGAAUAUAUGUGUAUAUACAAGCACACAUGCACUCACACAUCAAGUAAGCUUGGUUGUUUAACCACUUCACUAAGUAAUUUAAAAAAAAUAGCACAGUUCUUUCCCUUAGCCUCGGGGAGCGUCAAGGGAGAGGGUGUGGACAGAAAAUACAGGCUGGAAGGAAUGCUAUGGAAUGGUCUUCUGGACAUUAUUGUUGCACACAUGAAUGUGCAGCAGUUGUGGGUUAUCUACACAAGGUCAAGCACAAGAGCGCAGAACAGAGCCGGCAUUGGUGGUGGUGGUGGUGCACGCCUUAAAUCCCAGCACUCGGGAGGCAG
This is a messenger RNA of Onychomys torridus (southern grasshopper mouse), 3587 nucleotides long. It is a transcript of the gene Naalad2, whose product is annotated as N-acetylated alpha-linked acidic dipeptidase 2. Lineage: Eukaryota; Metazoa; Chordata; Mammalia; Rodentia; Cricetidae. The coding region runs from base 125 to 2347 and encodes 740 amino acids. The transcript has 19 exons. The record is from RefSeq and is a predicted model, not a curated record. Gene Ontology annotation, molecular function: carboxypeptidase activity.